GUGGUUGACAGGAAACACCAGCAAAACUUGCCGUUAAACCAGGAAUUACUUCGCCACAGAAAAAUAAAGUAUUUUUCUAAACUAUUAGGUGUUAUAUAGUGGCUCAUAAUGUCCGCCAAUGCCUUUCAAGAAACUGUUGAACACUCUGGACUGCACAAGUUCCUCUCUGCUGUGUUUUACGCCGGCAGCUCCCUUCUGAUCACGGUGGUGAACAAAACCGUGCUGACGAGCUUCAGGUUUCCCUCCUACAUGUGUCUGGGAAUUGGCCAGAUGAUCGUCACUGUUGUUGUGCUUUAUGCUGCCAAAAAGACCAAAACAGUCCAGUUUCAAGAUUUUGACAGAAGUGUUCCCUUAAAAAUAUUCCCUCUUCCUUUGCUGUAUGUUGGAAACCAUAUAACAGGCCUGGCAAGCACCAAAAAGCUCAGUUUACCCAUGUUCACUGUAUUACGGAAAUUCACCAUAUUGAUGACAAUGAUCUUGGAAGUAUAUAUACUAAGAAAAACAUUUCCAAAACGCCUUGUGUACAGUGUUGUUGCCAUAGUUCUUGGUGCCAUGAUUGCUGCAAGUUCUGACCUGGCCUUCGAUAUGGAGGGCUACACCUUCAUCCUGUUCAAUGAUGCCUUCACUGCUGCCAGCAGUGUGUACACCAAGAAGAAACUUGGGACUGAGGGCCUUGGCAAGUAUGGCGUCUUAUUUUACAAUGCUCUGAUCAUUGUUAUCCCCACUCUCUUGGCAAGUGCAUUAACUGGAGAUUUACAUGAGGCAGUCAUAUUUGAGGACUGGGUUAAAGCCACAUUUAUUGUUUGUUUCCUCAUGUCCUGCUUCCUGGGGUUUGUUUUGAUGUAUUCCAUAGUCCUGUGCAGCUAUUAUAACUCUGCACUUACUACGACAGUGGUGGGGGCAAUAAAGAAUGUUGCUGUUGCAUAUAUUGGCAUAUUUGUGGGUGGAGACUAUCUGUUCUCUUGGACUAACUUCCUAGGCCUCAGCAUUUGUAUGUCAGGUGGACUAGUGUAUUCAUAUUUCACCUUUAGCAGCAAAUCACCUGGAUGUAUCACAGAAGGAGCACACGAGCUGAAGAUUCAUAUUACAGAAGAUUCAACUGGGAAGCACUUGACCAGUUGAAUGGACAAUAUUUUAGCAUCCACCACUUGGUGGCACUGUUCUGCUUCAUAUUGAAGCAUAAUGUUGCUGUAACACUUUUAUAUUUAUUUCAACUCAAUGAAUUGAUAUCCCUGGAUACAUCACUGGUGCUAUCUAUUUAAUUCCACUAUUAAAUCAUGAAUGUACACAUUGACAA
Messenger RNA from Seriola aureovittata, 1297 nucleotides. RefSeq names its product solute carrier family 35 member D2 (gene slc35d2). Gene Ontology annotation, cellular component: Golgi apparatus. Bases 109 to 1122 code for a protein of 337 amino acids. NCBI's taxonomy places the organism in Eukaryota, Metazoa, Chordata, Actinopteri, Carangiformes, Carangidae. The transcript is spliced from 12 exons. Gene Ontology annotation, molecular function: GDP-fucose transmembrane transporter activity; antiporter activity. The record is from RefSeq and is a predicted model, not a curated record.